UGAUGCGCAACACGAGACAGCUGCGGAGGUUUAGCCUAUUUGAUACUGAAAUAGGAGAAGCGAGGUGUAUGUCAGGUACGCCCAGCGCCUAUGGGAUCACCAGAAUACGAAGUUGACGUGCAACCACGAUAGAUGGGUAGAGUAGCCAGAGAAGCUCCUGCUGUUGUUCCCGCCCGAUAAGAAAUGUUGUUGGGAAGGACACGAUUGUCGGGGAAUGUCCGCAUAUGCAGCCUUGGGUCGCCGUGUCUCGUUGUCCAUGCGCUGUGCACGCAACAGUGUCGGAAAUGGCGAGGCCGUAGAAGGUCAAUCACGAGGUGCGUAGCGAGUGGCCGACCAAGCGACGACGGCGGCCAGGGGAGGCCCUAUGAUCUCAUUGUUUCCAGAGCGGCCACACGGACAGGUGACCUGGACGUGCAAGUCAUGUGCUGGGCUGGACCGGCUGGAAUGCUCACGGGUCCGCAUCCGGUUCCAGGCGAUGCUCGUCGUCAUGCUCAGAGCCAACGUAAGCAUGUGGUAUGGCGGCUUUCAGCCAUGAGGCUAGGGCAGACGCGCAGAUUGGAGGAGGGCUCUAGCAUGGAGCCGGCCGUGGGCGGGGCUGCGGUAGGCGCGUGUCGGCAGCCCGCUGCAGGUGCGCGGUGUGCCCCUCGUCGGGGUACCAGAUAGCGGACUGCUUGCCGCAUGCCUCUGAGCCUCCGACUCAUCCUCUCUCAAGCCCGUCUUGAGAGUCGCGCACCGCUACACACGCUCUUGCUCGAUACACACCGCUGCGGCGACCCGACCGCGCCUUCUCCAUCCGCCCGCCCGCCUCGCCCCUGCCGUCUGGAGCUCAAGCAGGGUGUUGUAGCGCCCCGCCGCCGCCGCGUCGACCCGCGCGUGAACAGACUCAGGGUCGAAGCUGCCAG
Paraphaeosphaeria sporulosa is the source of this 902-nucleotide messenger RNA. RefSeq lists its product as uncharacterized. Bases 184 to 663 code for a protein of 159 amino acids. The transcript has a single exon. Lineage: Eukaryota; Fungi; Ascomycota; Dothideomycetes; Pleosporales; Didymosphaeriaceae. The record is from RefSeq and is a predicted model, not a curated record.